UAGCCUCUCGUUGCUUCAUGAUAGGAUCCAACAAUUUUAUUCUUUCAGCUCCGGUGACCUCUACAUUCUCUCCAGGACCUCCAACAACUCUGACCUCCACCCCCAGCUCUACAGUUGCAAGCAUGGGCCCAGCCCUGGUGCCAUUCACCCUUAAUUUCACCAUCACCAACCUGUUCUAUACCCCAGACAUGGGGCACAGAGGCUCCGCAAAGUUCAACUUCACUGAGAAGCCUCUGAAUCGCCUGCUUGGUCCUCUGUUCAAGAACACCAGUAUCGGCCCACUGUACUCUGGCUGCAGACUGACUCUGCUCAGGACUGAAAAGGAUGGGGCAGCAACUGGAGUGGAUGCCAUCUGCACCUACCAUCCUGACCCCAUGCAUCCCGGGCUGGACAGAGAAAAGUUGUACCAGGAGCUGAGUCAGCUGACUCAUGGAGUCACCCAGCUGGGCACCUACACCCUGGACCGUAAUAAGCUCUAUGUCAAUGGUUAUAAUGAACAUGGUCCAGAUGAGCCUCUUACAACUCCCGAACCAGCUACCAUGUUCCUGCCUACUUCAUCAUCACCUGUGCAACCAGAAUCCACCACAGCUAUGGGACACAACCUGAAGACCCUCACACUCAACUUCACCAUCUCCAACCUUCCAUAUUCAUCAGACAUGAGCAAUGGCUCAGCCAUGUUCAACUCCACCGAGAUGGUCCUGCAGCGCCUGCUUGGAUCGUUGUUCCAGAAGAGCAGCCUGGGCCCCUUCUACUCGGGUUGCAGACCAAUCUCCCUCAAACCUGAGAAGGAUGGUGCAGCCACCAGCAUGGAUGCCGUCUGCACCUACCACCCUGACCCCACGGGCCACAGGCUGGACAGAGAGCAGCUUUAUUGGGAGCUGAACCAGCUGACCAGUGGUGCCACCCAGAUGGGCUUCUACACCUUGGCCAAGGACAGCCUCUUCGUCAAUGGCUAUGCACCCCAGAGUUUAUCUAUCCAGAGCGAGUACCAGCUAAAUUUCCACAUCAUCAACUGGAACCUCAGCAACCCAGACCCCACGUCCUUAGAGUACAUUGCCCUGCUGAAGGACAUCCAGGACAAGGUCACAAAACUGUACAGAGGCAGCCAGCUACAAGACAGAUUCCACUCCUGCCUGGUCACCAACUUGACGUUGGAUCCCAUGUCGGUCAGCAUCAAGGCAUUGUUCUCCUCCAAUCUGGACUCCAGCGUGGUGAAGCAAGUGUUUCUAGGCAAGACCCUUAAUGCCUCAUCCUACUGGCUGGGUGCCACCUACCAGUUGACAGAUGUGCAUGUGACAGAAGUGGAGCCAUCAAUUCAUCUACCAACAGACCAACCAACAAUCAGUCCCAGCUUCCAGAACUUCCAGCUGAAUUUCACUGUCACCAACUUAAUCUAUUCCCAGGACAUAGCCCCAGGCACCCCCAAACACCAGCGGAACAAGAGAAAUAUUGAGGAUGCGCUCAACCAGCUCUUCCGAAACAGCAGCAUCAAGAAUUAUUUUUCUGACUGUCAAGUUUCAGCAUUCAGGUCUGAGGUCCCCAGCAACCACACUGGGGUAGAUGCUCAGUGUAACUUCUCACCAUUGGCUCAGAGACUGGACAGAGUUGCCAUCUAUGAGGAAUUCCUGCAGCUGACCAAGAAUGGUACCCAGCUGCAGAAUUUUAUCCUGGACAGGAAUAGUGUCCUUGUGGAUGGGUAUUCUCCCAACAGAAACAAUGUCUUGACUGAGAAUUCGGAUCUCCCCUUCUGGGCCAUCAUCCUCAUCUGUCUGGCAGGACUCCUGGGGCUCAUCAUAUGCCUGAUCUGCUGUUUCCUGGUCACUGUUUCCAGGCAGAAGGAGGAGGAAGACUGCGAGGCUCAGCAACAACGCCUGGGCUAUUACCUGCCACGCGUGGACCUGAGGAAGCUGCAGUGACAUCUGCUUGAGUCCCCUUUACCCAGUCAGGUUCCAAAGGAGCUUGGCCGGAACAGAAAUAAACCACA
Molecule: messenger RNA, 1984 nt
Organism: Balaenoptera musculus (blue whale)
Lineage: Eukaryota; Metazoa; Chordata; Mammalia; Artiodactyla; Balaenopteridae
Product: mucin-16-like
Exons: 18
Coding region: 18-1916 (632 amino acids)
Source: RefSeq, a predicted model, not a curated record